Onychostoma macrolepis is the source of this 6581-nucleotide messenger RNA. It is a transcript of the gene dlgap1a, whose product is annotated as discs, large (Drosophila) homolog-associated protein 1a. The transcript is spliced from 14 exons. The record is from RefSeq and is a predicted model, not a curated record. Gene Ontology annotation, biological process: signaling. Bases 619 to 3612 code for a protein of 997 amino acids. Lineage: Eukaryota; Metazoa; Chordata; Actinopteri; Cypriniformes; Cyprinidae. Gene Ontology annotation, molecular function: molecular adaptor activity. Gene Ontology annotation, cellular component: postsynaptic specialization; glutamatergic synapse.
GCGGAUCAGACCGACUCCAGUAUCAUAUCCAGCGAUCAGCCCCUCAUACACGGUCUGUGUUUCAGAAACGCUAAAGGAUUUACUUCACCACUCUCUUUAUGAGUUGCGACUGAUAAAGACCCUUAGGGGAGGACAGAAAGCUACAUCCUGAAAGACAGUGAGGGGGAGAGAGAGAGAGAGAGAGAGAGAGAGACAAACUGCGGAGGAUCAAAGAUUGUGUUUUCCUGAAACAUCUGCCAGCUUGAUCAGCGUUAGUCCCAAACACAAUUUAUUCACAGCCAGAAGUGUUCCCAUGAACGCUUUAGGAUUUCCCCGAACUAAUCAGAGACGUCCCUGGUUCCCACUGUUAUUGUGUAGCUCAUAACGGCAGGAUUCGAGAGCAGCAGACUAGAGGAAUGAGAGGCAGAUCAAGCAGGAGAUCCCUCAAGCCUCUAAUCACAGCACAUCCAGGCCUACUGAGGGAUGCUGGGCUGGUGUGGAGUUUUGUAACAAAAGGAUUCCUGUGUGCACUGGAAUAUAUCAGCCGAAAAUGAGGAACUGUUGAGCACCGUCAGGUCACUUUGGAGCUGUACUGUGCGUGGAUGCCUCCGACCCUCGCUGGAUGAUUCCAUCUCUGUGAUGAAAGGCUUAUCCAGCAGCCGCAGCCACCACCACGUGGUGACCUGUGACCCCUCUUUUGACUCCAUGGGUCACCAUUUGGACCACAAGCCCUACCUCAUCAGCCAGAUCGACAACCCCCACCCGGUCGACCACUCUUACUACUCCCAGAGAAGCCCCUACCAGCCUGACUGCGUGGUGCCUUACGGGACCUUCCCCCGCAGACACUAUAGCUCUCAGCACGAGCUGAAGGACGAGACCGCUGUGGUUCCCUACACCGGGGGAGGGGUUCCAGCCAACAAGGGCCAACAGCGUCUCCCCGUCGCCCUGUUGGAUCAGUUCGAUCGGCAACUCCCAGUGCCUCGGGACGGCUAUCACACGCUGCAGUACAAGCGUGCCGCCGCAGCCUUGGAGCAACGGAGCGACAGCCCUGGCCGAAUCCGGCACCUGGUGCACUCCGUUCAGAAGCUCUUCACCAAGUCCCACUCACUAGAGGGCCCACACCAUGGUCACGGCCAUGGCAAGGGCAGCAUCAACGGAGGCAAGGCCAGCCCAGACGGAGAACCCCCUGCUAUUCGGCACCGCAAGCGCAGCAAGAGCCGGGAGCGCUGCAAGUCGGCUGAACCCAAGAACAGGACGCCACCUUCUGGCUACUGGAGCUCGGAUGAAUUGGAACGCGAGGCCUGCCUGUUUCACCAUGGACCACCGGGUGUCAUGACCAUGGGACGUCACCCGGAUAAGUCGCAGUCGCAGUACUUCUUGGAAGCCUACAACACCAUCAAUGACCAGGCACUUAAAAACUCCCGCAGCAGCAAUGAUUUGGGCAAGUGCUCGACGUGCACGAGCAUCCCGCUGAGCGUGGACGCUUCACAGCUCGUGAAGAAGAGCUCGUGGUCGUCCUCUCUCACGGUGAGCAGAGCACGUCAAGUCUACCAGAAGGCCUCGGUAAAUGUAGAUAAGGCUCUAGUGAAAGCAGAGGCUUGUCAGCAGGAGCGCUCAUGCCAAUUCUUGCAGGUCCCUCAAGACGAGUGGGGAGGCUUUCCACUGGGGAAAGAUGAGGAUAUCCCGUGCAGACGCAUGCGCAGCGGGAGUUACGUGAAAGCCAUGGCGGAGGAUGACAGCGGAGACUCGGACGGCAGCCCUAAACCCUCGCCCAAGAUGCAGGCACGACGGGCCAGCUACCUCAAAGCCACCCAGCCAUCACUCACAGAGAUGACCACUCUAAAUAUCUCUACAGAACACUCUCCAAAGCUGCAGAUCCGGAGUCACAGCUACUUGCGGGCGGUGAGUGAAGUUUCCAUCAAUAGGAGCCUGGACACACUGGAUCCCAAAGCUCUGCUAGCCUCUCCCCAAUACCGCUCGCGCAACGAGAGCUACAUGAGGGCUAUGAGCACCAUCAGCCAGGUGAGUGAGGUUGAGGUUAACGGGCAGAUCGAGGCAGUGUGUGAGAGUGUGUUCAGUGAAAUGGAGUCACAGGCAGUAGACGCCCUGGACCUGCCUGUGCCCGGGUGCUUCCGCAUGAGGAGUCACAGUUACGUGCGUGCCAUCGACCAGGGCUGCUCGCAGGACGACGACGGGCCUUUGCUCCCGGCCUCCCCCCCGAGGACCACCACUACUGUCAGAACCAUCCAGAGCAGCACAGUAUCAUCAUGUAUCACCACCUACAAGAAGACUCCUCCACCGGUACCUCCUCGCACCUCCACCAAGCCCUUCAUCUCCAUCACGGCCCAGAGCAGCACAGAGUCUGCGCAGGACGCUUACAUGGAUGGUCCCGGGACGCGGGGCGAGCCCAUCCUCCACUCUGGCCUGAGCAAUUCCACCGAGAGCAUUGACAGCAUGAAAGCGCUGACGGCAGCCAUCGAGGCAGCCAACGCUCAGAUCCACGGCCCUGUCAGUCAACACGUCAGCAACAGCACCAUCACCAUCAGCACUACCCCUCCCUCUCCGCUGCCCAUGCCCAUGCCUGUGCCCAUCCCCUUCCCAAUACCGGCCCUGGAAGACAUCCGCAGGGAUGUGCUCAGGAAGAGCAGGUGCCUUUCUAUUGGCAUCCAGGUGGAUGGGCCUGAGGACCAGGAACUGGAGGACCAGUCCAAGUUUCAGUCAGUGGGGAUUCAGGUUGAAGAAGAGCAAGGUCACCGGCGGUUCAAGCGCUCAAACAGCGUGACGGCAGCGGUACAGGCUGAUCUGGACACUCCGGAGUACACACCAGCUGACUCUCCUGUCACAGAUUUCGCCUCCUCGGGCUGCUUGUCACGGCAGUACUCACGUGAUGCCGCCACCUCCACCGUUAGCAUCCAGGGCUCAGGGAAUCACUACCACGCCUGCACCUCAGACGACUAUGAGGACGUUGGCUUUGAUCCCUCCAUCCUGCCUCCACCUGACCCUUGGAUCGAUAGCGUAACGGAAGAUCCCUUGGAAGUCGUGGGCCGCUCGGUGUGUCAGCGUGACGGCCGCUGGUUCCUGAAGCUGCUGCAGGCAGAGACUGAACGUAUGGAGGGCUGGUGCAGGCAGAUGGAGCACGAUGAGAAGGAGAACAAGCUACCUGAUGAAAUCCUGGGGAAGAUCCGCAGUGCUGUGGGAAGCGCACAGCUGCUUAUGUCCCAGAAGUUUCAGCAGUUCAGGGAAUUGUGUGAGGAAAAUCUGCAGAACCCAAACACUCACCCACGGCCAGUGGCUCAAGAUCUCGCAGGGUUCUGGGACAUGCUUCAACUUUCCAUUGAGAAUAUCAGCUUAAAGUUCGAUGAGCUUCACCAGCUCAAAGCCAACAACUGGAGACCCCUCGACCCCCCCGAGAGAAAGGAGAGAAGGCUGCCUCCCCCAGUGCCAAAGAAACCCCCGAAAGGCCACCCUCCCCUGGCCAGAGAUCGCUCGCUGGAAAGCACGGAGAAGCAGCGUCAGGAGGCACGCAAGCGUUUGAUGGCGGCCAAACGAGCCGCUUCGGUACGGCAGAACUCGGCCACAGAGAGCGCAGACAGCAUCGAGAUCUAUAUACCUGAGGCCCAGACCAGAUUAUGAAACUGCCAAACGCCAAAACACACUCACACACGAACGCCCAAGUGCAGAAAUCCGCCGUGAGCACAACACGUCACACAGAUCUAUAUUUGCAUAAUGCUAAGAUCACUGUAUAUUAGGAGCGACAUACACCAGCACCAUGAUAGCACAGUAGUAGGAAUUUGACCUUUCAUUACUAAAACAAAUGACAUCCAAGAUAGAUCUACAUCAUAUUUCUAUGACCCUAAGACUUCAGGACAAAUGACUUGUUUAAUUUUACACAAAUAAACGAGGCUGGGUUUUUUUUCUCCCUUAGAAACUUUUUGGAAAGACUAUUUCAGGGUCCUGUGGUGGAAAUGGUCAAGGGACUUUUUUCAGUAUGAAUAUUCAGAUUUUUUUCUUUAAGAAGCAGCACUGCAUAAAAUAUUAAGACUUGUUUUCAAUAUUUUUUUUUGUCUGUUGAAUAUAUACUACCGAUCUCUUAUGCUCACCAAGGCUGCAUUUGUUUGAUCAAAUAUAUAGUUAAAAUAGUAAUACUGUGAAAUAUUAUUGCAAUUUAAAAAUAGCUUUCUAAUUUAAUAGAUUUUAAAAUUCAUUUAUUCUUGUGAUGGCAGCUCUGAAUUUUCAGCAGUCAUUACUUCACUCUUCAGUGUCACGUGAUCCUUCAGAAAUCGUUCUAAUGUGCUGAUUUGGUGCCCAAGAAAAAUUAUUCUUCUUUUCAAUGUUGAAAACAGUUUUUUGAAGAUUUCUUUGAUGAAUCGCAUUUAUUUGAAAUGGAAUCGUUUGUAACACUACAGAUGACUUAACUCUCACUUUGGAUCAAUUUAAGGCAUCCUUGCUGAAUAAAAAUAUUAAUUUCUUUCAGAAAGAAAAAAAAAGAAGAAAAUAAAAAAUAACUCACAACCAAGCCCCAAGAUGUUUAUACUUCAAAUCUGGUGAAAAGGUGAAAGAAUAUGGCAGUGCAUUUACACUAAAUAUACUAGUAUUAAAGAUACAGUAUGUCUUAUACAGUCUUGGUUCUCAGUUCAUCUAGUUUCAAAGAUUUCUAUGUAUUUUUGCUAGAAAAUAUGACAAAAAUUCUCAUCUCAUCAAGAAUAUGACUUUUGCAGUGUGUAAUUAAAGAUAUAUUUCAUGACCAUUUUUUUAGAUUACAGCAGAACUGUCCCUCACAGCCUUGGUUUUAUUUGUGUCAAAUUAAAUAUUUCUACCCUGAAUAAGAUCCAUGACUAGAUCAUUCACACGCACACUAUUUGGAGCUCAGCCACUUUAUAUAUACUCUUUUUCAUUUUUAUGCAUGUGUGGUUACAUACAGUUUGUUUGUAAACAUGCACACGUGCAUAACAACCUCUCUCGGAGCCAUCGGCUGACCUUCGUUCACAGUGUAGAUAAAUAUGAGCAUAUACACACGUAUAUACUUUAUCAUUUAACAAUUCUACACAGACUUAUCACAAAUAAUAAACAUAAGCGCAUUCACUCUUGAGUGGAACAAGCUGGGUGUUUGUAAUAUAAUCUGUCUGUACCUUUUUCCUUAAGAGUUGAAGGAAUGUUAUAGCAGGUUUAAUGUUUUACUUCUCCGGUCCUUCCAUCUGUCUUUCUCUUUCACACACUGUCUUAAUCUGAUGAUCUAAAGAGAUGUGAUCAUAGUGAAUUAUGUUCCUAGCCAUGUGAAGUAGGUAAACCCUCUCUCUCAGUCCCUCUUACCAUCUAGGAAAUACAGUAUCCUGUUGUCUUUUAGCAUUUUGGUUUUUCUCAGAAGAGCAGAAGUGCUAGCAGUUCUUUCCGGCUUCUAACCCUGCCCUUUUUUUUAAUUUAUUUAUUUUUUGUCGUACAAUUGGAAAAUGAUGACCACAUAACAGGGUAUUUUAAGCUAAAAGCAAUACUCAUGAGAAAUUCUAAUAUUACUACAUUAUUUUGAUGUAGAGAUUCAUGAUUCAUUGCUAAAUGAAUCAUGAAAAGAUGCCUUCACUAUUCUGAAGCCAUUUCUGUUUCUUGCCAUUCUGAUGCUUGCUAUUGUGAACACUUAUCAGUGGCCACUCUUGAACAGUUCUUCUUAUUUUAAAUCCUCUUUAGACAUACGUGGGACAUUUAGGCACAUUAUUAUAUUCUUUAGUGUAUAAAAUACAAAUAAACUUACUAAUCAUUUUUCUAACAUAGAUUUGGGGCCUUCUGUGGAUUUUUAUGUAGACAAGUAGAGGUACUUCAAUGAGACGACUGCAAAAAAGUGACACUAGAAGGGGAGUUUUAAUAAAAUGCAAGCUUUUCAUCAUUGUUCACGAGAUUAUGUCUUUCCAGUAGCAAUUUCAGUGACUUAAUUUAAUGUGUUUUAAUACUGUGUUGGGGCACAGGGGGAAGUUUUUUGUAAGCUUUGUGCUCAAAAGGGUUGUGACUCUGAGAGGACCGUGUGACUCUGCCUGAUCGGUCGUGUCAGGUGAGCUAAACUAGCGUUAAACUCUCAGGAAAAGACAGAGAUGAAGUGAGUGCAGCAAAUUCAGGGUCUCCCAGUGGUGAUGUUUUACGCGUGUUUUUGUGAGCGUGUUUGCGUGUUCACUGCACACAGGUGUGAGUCUGUUUGUGUUUUAAAGAAUGUAUGUAUCUUUAUGCUAAAUAGGUGUGUAUGUGAGCCUGUGUGCAUCGUGUGUGUGUGUGCGUGUGCGAGUCUAUAAAAGUGCUUCCUGAUUUUAUUGGUUAACACAAUCUUUGACUUUUUUCUGUUGGUUGAAGUUAAGUAGCCUCAUGAACUCGUGUACAGUAUCAAAGCCCCUUGUUCUUAUUUUAGUCUAUAUUGUUUGUACAAGAAAACAAUGAUGAGGAUGUUCCUGUAAGCAUGCAGACACAAUAUGAGUCCUAUAGAUAUAUAUCUGAUUUAUACUAUUAUUUAUUUAUUUAUUUAUGUACUUAUUUAUUUGUCUUAUCUAUUUAGGGUUUAUUUUAUACGGUUUUGAUUCUGUUUAGUGAUCUGUCAUGCCACCCUCAUAUUGUGAAUAUGUUGUACU